Messenger RNA from Sparassis crispa, 1191 nucleotides. RefSeq lists its product as hypothetical. Gene Ontology annotation, molecular function: four-way junction DNA binding. Bases 1 to 1191 code for a protein of 396 amino acids. NCBI's taxonomy places the organism in Eukaryota, Fungi, Basidiomycota, Agaricomycetes, Polyporales, Sparassidaceae. Gene Ontology annotation, biological process: DNA strand invasion; double-strand break repair via homologous recombination. Gene Ontology annotation, cellular component: replication fork; Rad51B-Rad51C-Rad51D-XRCC2 complex; centrosome. The record is from RefSeq and is a predicted model, not a curated record. The transcript is spliced from 3 exons.
AUGGACGUCGUUCAGAACGCGGAGGCUAUGUUGGUAGAAGUAGAGUCUCAGUCGCUCCAGCGCCUUCUGACUGCUGUGCGAUCCGAGACUUCUUCCCCGCGAACCACCGAGAUACCUGCUCUGGACGCGCAUCUGUCUGCUAUUUCUGCUCGCGCUCUCGGUCCGGGAGAUGUAAUCGAGAUUCAAGGGCCAGCGGCAAGCGGGAAAAGUCAUCUUCUCUAUUACCUGUUGAUGACCUGUGUUAUACCCACUGAGUACCGCUCGAUCAAACUAGGAGGUUGGGCCAAAGCUGCAGUACUAUUCGACACUGAUGGAACAUUCAGCAUCCGAAGAUUCCAUCAGUUACUAGUCUCUCGUCUGUCUAGUUUAUUAUCUCGUCCAGGACAAAUGUUGGAUAUGCUCUCUCAAUUGGCACCAACUCCCGCUGAAGAGCUAGCAUCACAGUGCUUGGCCAGUCUUCACAUUCUUCGUCCGACGUCUUCCCAACAACUGGCGGCCAGUCUUGUAAACCUUCAAGAGUAUCAUUCAACAAAUUCCGACCUUCAGUCUCUGGAAAUUGGCAUUCUUGCCAUUGACUCAAUGAGCGCGUUCUACUGGAAGGAUCGGUUUACCGUCGAGCGAUGGCGUAGUUGUGGAAAGACCAUCGGUACCUCUCCAAGCUCCACCGUCCCACUCCAACACAUCCUUGCAUCUCUUCAAGAUUAUCGGCUCUCCCAUGGUUCAGUUAUUGUGAUGACAAACUGGGGUCUUAAUCCUAAGACAAAGGCUUCAUCUCAUACAGAGCCUGCGUCUUUCUUCUACAAACAACAUCUCUACCCAUUUCCACGCCCCUUUGACGAUCCCCGCCCGCCUGCUGUGCAUCUGGCGUCCACGAAGACUCUCCAUGGCGAUGAUACGCUUGUCAAUCCGCCCCACAAUGCCGCUGAUGCUGAGACAGACGAACCACAAAAGGCUGACUCGUCAUUCUCGGUGACUCAUCAUAUCACUUUACACCCACUACCCGCCAAUCCUUUCCCCACCAACUGCACCCUCGGUGAAGCAAAACGAGAGGACACCAUGCGAUCCGCGGUGAUGGGGCAGGGCAAGAUUCGUGCGCUUGUGCGGACGCCUGGGCAAUCGAGUGUGGGGGAAUUCUUGUUCUGCAUUCAUGAACGUGAUAUCUCCGUCGAUGUUCGGCAUUCUCUGCCGUAG